AUAAACACGGGGGGCUGGAGUUUCCUUGGAGGCAUUCUGGAGGAAGUUCACAUCCACUCCACUGUGAUUGGAAAGAUCUGGCUCACCACCCUGUUCAUAUUUCGUAUGCUUGUUCUGGGUGUAGCAGCUGAAAAUGUCUGGAAUGAUGAGCAGUCUGGCUUCAUCUGUAAUACAGAACAACUUGGCUGCAGAAAUGUAUGCCAUGACCAGGCUUUUCCUAUCUCUCAUAGAUACUGGGUUCUGCAGGUGAUUUUCAUGUCUUCACCAUCCCUGGUCUACAUGGCCCAUGCUUUGAGCCGACUGAGUGUUCUGGAGAAAGACAGGCAGAGGGAGGAAGCUCAACUGGGAGGAGAACUGAAAGGUGUUGAGUUUGAUAUGUCUGGGGAUGGAGGAGAUUGGAGCAAGCACUUUGUCAGCUGCAGCAAAGGAAACGUAAUAAGCUCCGCUCAGGGAACCGGGCUUUGCACUGAUGUGAUACACAUUUUCACUUGCUCUGUUGUUGAAGUUGGGUUUAUGAUUGGACAGUACUUUUUAUAUGGAUUUUAUUUAGAGUCUUUAUUUAAAUGCCAAGGCUAACCAUGUCCAAAUAUAAUUGAUUGUUUUAUCUCAAGAUCAACAGAAAAGACAAUAUUCCUAUUAUUUUUGCAAUCCACAGCCAUCGUUUCACUUUUCUUAAACAUUCUAGAAAUUUUCCACCUAAAAGAUUGAGAGAGGGCUCUGGGGACAAUAUAAAUUGAAGGAUGAGCAUAAUGAAUUCUAUUCAAACAGGUCAAGACAAAAUCUUGCCAAAUAUCAGAGCACAGCUGCAAAUUCACUGAAGCGACUCUCUUCUGCACCUGGUUAUAAUCUGAUAGUGGAAAAGCAAGCACACGCAACAGUGCAUCCUAGUUUAAACUGCCCUGCAUUUCAGGCAGGUCCUGAUAGUCACAAUAGAAAUGAUGAGAAAUGCAUUUUGGAUGAACAGGAAACUGUAUAUUCUAAUGAGAUGUACACAUUUAGUACUACCUGUAGUCAUAUUCAAAGUAUCAGCUCAAGUACUAAUGAAAACACUAAAACAAAACAAAACAAAACAAAACACAACACACAACACAACAGGAGCCCUAACCGGUUUGGCUCAGUGGAUAGAGCAUCAGCCUGAGGACUGAAGGGUCCCGGGUUCGAUUCUGGUCAAGGGCAGGUACCUUGGUUGUGGGCACAACCCCAGUAGGGGGUGUGCAGGAGGCAGCUGAUCGAUGUUUCUCUCUCAUCGAUGUUUCUAACUCUCUAUCCCUCUCCCUUCUUCUCUGUAAAAAAUCAAUAAAAUAUAUUUAAAAAAACAAAAAAACCAAAAAAACCCAAA
This is a messenger RNA of Myotis daubentonii (Daubenton's bat), 1339 nucleotides long. RefSeq names its product gap junction alpha-9 protein. Gene Ontology annotation, biological process: cell-cell signaling. Gene Ontology annotation, cellular component: connexin complex. Gene Ontology annotation, molecular function: gap junction channel activity. NCBI's taxonomy places the organism in Eukaryota, Metazoa, Chordata, Mammalia, Chiroptera, Vespertilionidae. The record is from RefSeq and is a predicted model, not a curated record.